CAGGCUUCUUUUCUUAUCUCCAUAGAAACACAUCAUUUGAAAAACAAAAAACACUGACAAUUUCAUUUAAAGCAUUAAUCUCCACAACUCCCUCUGAAAGCUGACCUCUCCACAACUGUUCAUUUGAAAAAUUAAAUUAAGUAGCAAAGAAGAGGAUCUUCAAAAAUGUUUAACAAGUUGUGGAAACGUAUUCGUCAAUGGUUAUCUUUCAACACCUCUGAGGACAGUCCAUUACCUGAGUCAGCAAGAGAGCAGAGUCAAUGGACCACAGCUACAGAUGAAGCAGCUCAAUCACCAGAAAGUUUAAAAAAUGAUGCUGCGUGCGAUCACAAAGAGAGCAGUACAUCAGGUGAUAUAGCACAUGAUAAUGAGGACAACCAGUGCCGCAUCUGCUACGGAGACCAUUCAGAUGCUGACCCCCUCCUGUCACCCUGCCAGUGUUCAGGAAGUCUGACAUAUAUUCACUGCAGUUGCCUGAGAACAUGGAUCAGGACCCGACUACAGUCAGGGUCCACCUUGGGUGCUGCCACAAGAUGUGAGAUUUGCACCAAAACAUUUUACUCUGUGGACAACAACCAGCAAGAGUCCGAGCAGAAUGACUUCGAAGAACUCAUAUUCGAAGUGGAACAUCUGAUGUCGGAACUGGAACUCCUGAGUACUGCGUUGUUUAUGAACAAAGUACUUUGGUUAUCACCUAUGGUGUACACAACUUAUUUCAACAGAAUAGGGAGCCCGCUAAGAACUAUAGGAUGGGAGGUUAUACUAAAUGUUCGUCCACACACACCUGAUACCUAAUCAAGAAGCCAAGUCCAUCUUAAUCUCUGUGGAACUAAGCAAUAAACAGUAAAGCAAU
Molecule: messenger RNA, 853 nt
Organism: Xiphophorus couchianus (Monterrey platyfish)
Lineage: Eukaryota; Metazoa; Chordata; Actinopteri; Cyprinodontiformes; Poeciliidae
Product: E3 ubiquitin-protein ligase MARCH7-like
Exons: 7
Coding region: 166-795 (209 amino acids)
Biological process (GO): protein ubiquitination
Molecular function (GO): ubiquitin-protein transferase activity; zinc ion binding
Source: RefSeq, a predicted model, not a curated record